AUGAUCGCUACUGGAACCGGAGUAGCUCCAUUUAGAGGGUACCUGCGUCGUAUGUUCAUGGAGAACGUUCCUACAUCCAAGUUUGAUGGACUCUCGUGGCUCUUCCUCGGUGUCGCUAACUCAGACAGUCUUCUGUACGAUGAAGAGUUCUCAAGCUACCUCAAGGAAUAUCCAGAGCAGUUCAGUGAUGAGAUCUUUAAGCUUUUGGAUAAUGGAGCUCAUAUUUACUUUUGUGGGCUUAAAGAAAUGAUGCCAGGGAUUCAAGAUACGCUUAAGAGAGUUGUGGAAGAGAGAGGUGAGAGCUGGGAGCAGAAGCUUUCUCAGCUUAGGAAGAACAAGCAAUGGCAUGUUGAAGUUUAUUGA
Molecule: messenger RNA, 363 nt
Organism: Eruca vesicaria subsp. sativa (arugula)
Lineage: Eukaryota; Viridiplantae; Streptophyta; Magnoliopsida; Brassicales; Brassicaceae
Source: the annotation of a GenBank genome assembly